This is a messenger RNA of Orcinus orca (killer whale), 1332 nucleotides long. RefSeq names its product metabotropic glutamate receptor 7-like. The record is from RefSeq and is a predicted model, not a curated record. The coding region runs from base 330 to 884 and encodes 184 amino acids. Gene Ontology annotation, biological process: regulation of synaptic transmission, glutamatergic; G protein-coupled glutamate receptor signaling pathway. Gene Ontology annotation, cellular component: membrane. The transcript has 5 exons. Lineage: Eukaryota; Metazoa; Chordata; Mammalia; Artiodactyla; Delphinidae. Gene Ontology annotation, molecular function: group III metabotropic glutamate receptor activity.
AGGGAGCCGAACGCGCAUUUAAAGCGAUAGCCAUCCUCGCUCUCUCCCCAGUGCUGGGCUGUUGGAGAGCUCGAGCUGCAAGCCACCGAGCGCGAGCUCGAGCGCGGCGCGCUGGCCGGGGAACCCAAGAGCGCACGGCGCCCCAAGCUGGCAGGCGUCGCGGGACCCCCCACCCUCGCCGGCUGCCCUUCCCCGGGCGCCCCUACCCUCCUCGCCCGCAGGAGACCCUGGGCUUCCCCGGAGGAGCUCACCCCAAGGGGCCAGGACUCCGGCGAGCCCGCCACCGUCCCCUCGAGUGCCGCCGCCACCACCGCAGCCGCGGGAGCAGUAUGGUCCAGUUGGGGAAGCUGCUCCGCGCCCUGACUUUGAUGAAGUUUCCCUGCUGCGUGCUGGAGGUGCUUCUGUGCGCGCUGGCGGCGGCGGCGCGCGGCCAGGAGAUGUACGCCCCGCACUCCAUUCGGAUCGAGGGGGACGUCACCCUCGGGGGGCUGUUCCCGGUGCACGCGAAGGGUCCCAGCGGAGUGCCCUGCGGCGACAUCAAGAGGGAGAACGGGAUCCACAGGCUGGAAGCGAUGCUCUACGCCCUGGACCAGAUCAACAGCGAUCCCAACCUGCUGCCCAACGUGACGCUGGGAGCGCGGAUCCUGGACACUUGUUCCAGGGACACUUAUGCGCUCGAACAGUCGCUCACUUUCGUCCAGGCGCUCAUCCAGAAGGACACCUCCGAAGUGCGCUGCACCAACGGCGAGCCUCCGGUUUUCGUCAAGCCCGAGAAAGUAGUUGGAGUGAUUGGGGCUUCGGGGAGUUCGGUCUCCAUCAUGGUAGCCAACAUCCUGAGGCUUUUCCAGGUUGAUGGGCGCUACGGGAUAAGGAAAAGGAUGUGAAGCUCACUGAAGAGGCUUGGGUUGGGAGUGCUGGAGGAGUGUACAGGUGGGGAAAAUGUACCAGCGUGUAUGCCUACUGGGACCACGUUUUCCAGAACAGUUAAGCCCAGUAUCAACUGUGCUGUCCCACCUUCCUCUCUUAGUGAGAAGAGAGCAGGCUGAAUGGAAGAAAGUCAUUAUGACCACUGAGGCCACUAGGAUUUCUGUGUGUGUGUGUCCCCAUGAUGAAAACAUCAUUAAAGUAAAAUAUCAUGAAUACACUCUUAAGAAGCAGAGUCUACUGAAAGUCCUGGAAAAUAUGAAAGCACUAAUAUUCAUGAACAACUGUACACUCUGAAAGUUACUCGAAAUUUUGUUGAUCUCUCUUUUGUCUAGGAGUUUUUCAAAUUUUCUACCAUGAUCAUUUGUUAGUUUUAUAAUUACAUAAUAAAGGUAUUACAUCAUACAA